AUGCAAGCUGCUCUAGAUAUUGUUGUUCCAUAUGUACAUACACGUAAACAAUUUGGAGAGCCAAUAGGACAUUUCCAAUUGAUCCAAGCAAAAUUAGCUGACAUGUAUACUAAACUCAAUGCUUCUAGAUCAUAUGUAUAUUCAGUGGCCAGGGCAUGUGACAGUGGUCAUAUUUCUAAUAGGGAUUGUGCUGCUGUCAUAUUGAAUGCAGCUGAACGAGCCACAGAAGUCGCAUUGGACGCUAUACAAUGUCUUGGUGCGAAUGGAUAUAUAAAUGAUUAUGAUACUGGUCGUAUUCUUAGAGAUGCUAAAUUGGAAUUCAACAAAGAAUAUAAAAAAAAUUAA
Entrophospora sp. SA101 is the source of this 345-nucleotide messenger RNA. The record is from the annotation of a GenBank genome assembly. NCBI's taxonomy places the organism in Eukaryota, Fungi, Glomeromycota, Glomeromycetes, Entrophosporales, Entrophosporaceae.